CGUGCACGCACCGAGACGCCUUGCGGGAGCGAGCGCGUGCCGGAGCCGGCGGGCCGAGGAUAGCAGCUGGUUGGGAGACUCGCGCCAGUGGCUCAGAUUACCUGUGGAAUAUAAGCAAUGGAUUCCUUGGACCAUAUGCUGACGGAUCCCCUGGAACUGGGUCCAUGUGGAGAUGGCCAUGGCACACGUAUUAUGGAGGACUGCCUCCUGGGGGGCACCAGGGUUAGUCUGCCCGAGGACCUUCUGGAGGAUCCCGAGAUAUUCUUUGAUGUAGUCAGCCUCUCCACAUGGCGGGAAGUAUUGAGUGACUCUCAGCGUGAACACCUCCAGCGGUUUCUGCCUCACUUUCCUGAAGACAGUAUUGAGCAGCAAAGUCAGCUCAUCCUGGCGCUGUUCAGUGGGGAGAACUUCCGCUUCGGGAACCCUCUUCACAUCGCACAGAAGCUUUUCCGAGACGGACACUUUAACCCUGAGGUGGUCAAGUAUCGGCAGCUCUGCUUCAAGUCCCAGUACAAGCGAUACCUCAGCUCUCAGCAGCAGUAUUUCCAUCGGCUGCUGAAGCAGAUUCUGGCUUCCCGGAGUGACCUGCUGGAGAUGGCCCGCCGCAGUGGACCGGCCCUUCCCUUCCGGCAGAAGCGCCCUUCCCCGUCCCGCACCCCUGAGGAGCGGGAGUGGCGGACGCAGCAGCGCUACUUGAAAGUCUUGAGGGAGGUGAAGGAGGAGUGUGGUGACACAGCCCUGUCAUCUGAUGAAGAGGCCACGUUGGAUUUACAAGAAAAAUUUUCUUUUGAAGAUCUCAACUCAUGGCUUCCGAGCUCUCCAGCGCGUUCUCCUAGCCCUGCGGUGCCCCUGAGGGUGGUGCCCACACUUUCAACCACGGAUAUGAAAACCGCAGAUAAAAUAGAACUGGGGGAAAGUGACCUGAAGAUUAUGUUAAAGAAGCACCAUGAGAAGCGGAAACAUCAACCAGAUCACCCGGACCUUUUGACAGGGGACCUGACUCUCAAUGACAUCAUGACUCGAGUAAAUGCUGGCAGGAAGGGCUCUCUAGCAGCUCUAUAUGACUUGGCUGUCCUUAAAAAAAAGGUUAAGGAAAAAGAGGAAAAGAAGAAGAAGAAAAUAAAAAUGAUCAAGUCAGAGGAGGAUUUGGCUGAGCCCUUGAGCAGCACUGAGGGGGCCCCGCCUCUCUCCCGGGCUCCAUCUCCACUGGCAGCACCUGCCAUUAAGGAGGAGCCUCUGGAAGAUCUCAAGCCUUGCCUUGGAAUCAAUGAAAUAUCUUCCAGCUUCUUCUCGCUUCUGUUAGAAAUCUUAUUGCUGGAGGGGCAGGCUAGCCUUCCUAUGCUGGAGGAGCGAGUUUUGGAUUGGCAGUCGUCUCCCGCCAGCUCCCUCAAUAGCUGGUUCUCUGUGGCCCCCAACUGGGCAGAGUUGGUGUUACCAGCCCUGCAGUAUCUUGCUGGAGAAAGCCGUGCUGUACCCUCAAGUUUCUCUCCAUUUGUUGAAUUCAAAGAGAAGACCCAGCAGUGGAAAUUGCUUGGCCAAUCCCAAGAUAAUGAAAAGGAAUUAGCUGCACUCUUUCAGCUGUGGCUAGAAACCAAAGACCAGGCCUUCUGUAAGCAAGAAAAUGAAGACAGCUCAGAUGCGACAACACCUGUUCCUCGGGUAAGAACUGACUACGUGGUGCGGCCCAGCACAGGGGAGGAGAAACGAGUUUUCCAGGAGCAGGAGCGGUACAGAUAUAGCCAACCCCAUAAGGCAUUCACCUUUCGCAUGCAUGGCUUUGAGUCUGUAGUGGGGCCUGUGAAGGGCGUGUUUGACAAGGAGACCUCACUCAACAAGGCUCGGGAGCACUCCUUGCUGCGCUCUGACCGGCCUGCCUAUGUCACCAUCCUGUCGCUCGUCCGAGAUGCCGCGGCCCGGCUGCCUAACGGAGAAGGCACUCGAGCAGAGAUCUGUGAAUUGCUCAAGGACUCCCAGUUUCUUGCACCAGAUGUCACCAGCACUCAGGUGAAUACAGUAGUGAGUGGUGCACUGGAUCGGCUACAUUAUGAAAAAGACCCGUGUGUGAAAUACGACAUUGGACGAAAGCUGUGGAUCUACCUGCAUCGUGACCGGAGCGAGGAAGAGUUUGAGCGGAUUCACCAAGCACAAGCAGCUGCAGCUAAAGCCAGAAAAGCCCUUCAGCAAAAACCCAAGCCCCCAUCCAAGGUGAAGUCCAGUAGCAAGGAGAAUUCACUGAAGAUCCUCAGUGGUGGCCCUUCUGAGCAGAGCCAGAUGAGUCUCAGUGACUCCAGCAUGCCCCCCACCCCAGUGACCCCGGUGACCCCCACCACGCCAGCUUUGCCCACCACUCCCAUCUCCCCUCCACCUGUGUCAUCCGUGAACAAAAGUGGCUCUACUGCUAUCUCAGAACCAGCUAAAUCCAGCUCAGGUGUUCUUCUGGUAUCUUCACCAACCAUGCCACAGCUAGGAACAAUGCUUUCCCCUGCUUCCAGCCAGACUCCACCAAAUUCUCAGGCUGCCCGUGUCGUGAGCCACUCUGGCUCGGCUGGACUGCCCCAAGUGCGGGUAGUGGCCCAGCCUAGCCUUCCUACUGUUACUCAGCAGUCAGCAGGGCCGACACAGACGCUGCCACAGAUGCCGGCAGGACCACAGAUUCGCGUUCCAGCCACUGUUGCACAGACCAAAGUUGUGCCCCAGACAGUAAUGGCCACCGUUCCAGUCAAAGCUCAGACCACAGCGGCCAGUGUGCAGCGGCCUGGAUCCGGGCCGACAGGGCUCACGGUGGCGAGUCUUCCUGCCACAGCCAGCCCUGCAAGCAAGCCGGCCACGAGUUCUCCUGGCAGCUCUGCCCCGAGUGCUUCCCCGGCUGCUGUCAUUCAGAAUGUCACGGGACAGAACAUCAUCAAGCAGGUGGCAAUCACUGGGCAGCUUGGUGUGAAGCCCCAGACAGGCAACAGCAUUCCACUGACAGCCACUAACUUCCGUAUCCAGGGUAAGGAUGUAUUGCGUCUGCCGCCCUCUUCCAUCACCACAGAUGCCAAAGGCCAGACGGUUCUGCGAAUCACUCCGGACAUGAUGGCCACGUUGGCCAAGUCCCAGGUUACUACAGUCAAAUUGACCCAGGACCUCUUCGGGACAGGAAGCGGCACUGCAGGCAAAGGCAUCUCGGCCACCUUACACGUCACCUCCAAUCCAGUCCAUGCAGCUGACAGCCCUGCCAAGGCCAGUUCAGCCAGUGCCCCUUCAUCCACUCCAACAGGUACCACCGUGGUCAAAGUGACUCCUGACCUCAAGCCAACAGAAGCCUCAAGUUCAGCUUUUCGCUUGAUGCCAGCACUUGGUGUGAGUGUGGCAGACCAGAAGGGGAAGAACACAGUGGCCUCUUCAGAAGCGAAACCAGCUGCCACAAUCCGCAUCGUGCAGGGCUUGGGAGUGAUGCCUCCCAAGGCAGGCCAGACCAUCACAGUUGCAACCCACGCCAAGCAAGGGUCCUCAGUGGCCAGUGGGUCUGGAACUGUCCAUACUUCAGCGGUGUCCUUGCCCAGUAUGAAUGCUGCCGUGUCCAAGACUGUGGCUGUGGCUUCUGGGGCUGCAAGCACCCCCAUCAGCAUCGGGACAGGAGCCCCCACUGUGCGGCAGGUCCCUGUCAGCACUGCAGUUGUUUCCACAUCUCAGGCUGGGAAGCUGCCUACACGGAUCACCGUUCCGCUUUCUGUGAUCAGCCAGCCUAUGAAGGGCAAGAGUGUGGUCACAGCCCCCAUCAUCAAAGGCAACCUUGGAGCCAACCUCAGUGGGCUGGGCCGCAACAUCAUCCUUACCACCAUGCCUGCGGGUACUAAACUCAUUGCUGGCAAUAAGCCUGUUAGUUUCCUCACUGCCCAGCAGUUGCAGCAUCUUCAGCAACAAGGACAGGCCACACAGGUGCGCAUCCAGACUGUGCCUGCAUCCCAUCUUCAACAGGGAACAGCUUCUGGUUCCUCCAAAGCAGUGUCUACUGUUGUCGUGACCACAGCUCCAUCUCCUAAACAGGCACCGGAACAACAGUGAUUCGGAGGGAGAAAGAUGGCUUCCACAAAAGCCCAGACCUGCUCUGCCCUUCUGGCUGAAGGGAAGGGAGCAGAGAGGUUGCAUCAUUUCUCUGAGCUUGUCCGUGUAAGGAAGGCCAGUAGUGGGAUGAUGGCAACAGUGGCUUGGAUUCUGCUGCCACACUCCACAGUGGAGUACACUGAGAAAGGUUCACUCCAUAGUUCCAAGGUCUGGUCUAUACCGAUCCGGGCGAAGCUUCUCUUAGAAUCGUGUGAGGUCAUAGUUGUGUCACACAAGCCAAAGUUCUCUCCUGAGAGCAAGACACCGAGGGAAGCCUCAGAGUUGAGGGGCAGCUGUUGUAAGCCUUUACAGUCGCAGAGUGUGCAGACAGUGAAUAAGCCUCGUUCUGUAUAUGGAUUGUAUUUUUUAGCUUCUGGUCGUCUCCAUGACUAGUGGUCUGGAUAGGAGUUUUUUUAAGUUAUUUUUUUAAAGUACCUCUUGUACAUCUUUAUCAAAUAGAAACCUGGGCUUUCACCCGCUAAACUGAGUACUUAUUCUUUUGAGCAAAAUGAGAGAAUAGCAAGAUUUUUAGUAAGCUGGUGGCUGACUUGAUAACUCCAUGGUAAUGGAGAGGCUUUAAGAUGGGAAAGAAGCAUGGGAAGUGAGAUGGGUGGGCUCCCUGCAAUGGGAGUAGUUUGGUACUCCCUCUUAAAGAUGGGGUAUCAGGAUCAUGAUUGUGGUCCAUAUCUUCACCUGCUGACUUUGUCCUCCUUAUCAGGCCUGUUCACACGCAGUUCCAGAGUCAGAGGACAGAGUAGGUGAAUGUCAGCAGAGAUGCUGCUUUUGCAGCAUAAGCUUUAUUGCAGUUCAGAGAUUAUAGGUCCUCCUUUGCUCUAGGGCAAGAGUCAGCAAACCACGGCCCUUGGGCUGCCUACUCGUUUUUGUAAAUAAAGUUUUAUUGGAACACAACCCACACCCAUUUGUUUAUGUAUUAUCUGUGGCUGCUUUCAAUUAGAAGGCAGAACUGAGUAGUUGCCCUAGAGACCAUAUGGCCCUCAUGCCUAAAAUAUUUCUUAUGUGGCCCUUUAAGUAAAACUUGCUGAUUUCUGCUCUGGAGCAAAGAUGGCAAGAAGCGAGUAGGUGUGCCUCCUAGGCAGCACCAACCAUAGCAGAGGGCAGCCUGCCUGUCAGGUCAUUUAAUCUUGGUAAUUUCACACAUCUCAGCCUCCAUCAAGCUGCAGGUGGAGCUCAGAACAAUAUUUUAAAAUGUAAUAAGUCAUUAAAGCGCUGGGUGUUAACGAUAUAUGCCUCUUUUGUAUUGAGCAGGGGUUGGGUGAUGGAGCUUUUCUACAGUGACAGGGCUUCCUUAUCUCUCUUGAAAGUGUCCAGAUUAUUAAAAAUGUAUCUUUAA
Molecule: messenger RNA, 5437 nt
Organism: Equus quagga
Lineage: Eukaryota; Metazoa; Chordata; Mammalia; Perissodactyla; Equidae
Gene: NFRKB
Product: nuclear factor related to kappaB binding protein
Exons: 26
Coding region: 118-4047 (1309 amino acids)
Cellular component (GO): Ino80 complex
Molecular function (GO): protease binding
Source: RefSeq, a predicted model, not a curated record